UUAACCGCAUUGUCUGUGGCCCGGUCCGCGAACGCGAUCCUGACCCUUAACUCUGGGGAGGGACUCAUACAGAGAUUACGGCACUGCACACCAACAACAAAUCAGACAAGGACGCGGUGUGUGAAGGGGUUGGCGCUGCAGCAGCAGCAGCUGAUGAAUUAUUAAUCACGAGAAAAAGAGGGCAAAAAAGCGAGAUAAGAAAAAAAAGUGCACAAAAAGAGCAAAACAAGUAAACUUGCACAGAAAGAAUCGGAAAAAGUGCAAGAAAACUGGAAGAGAUUGUUUGUGUGUGUGUGUGUGGCACUGAACUGAACAGAGUUGCAUGUGGCCUCGUGAAAUGCAAUGCCACUGCUAAAAGUGUUGCAUAACAAAACGCAUAACCUGCAACUAGUCAAUAGAUCAGGAUGAAGUGGUUUGUAAUCCUGGCCCUCGCCCUGGUGGCGUCCGCUAGUGCCGGCGGCCCGGCCGCCUACUCGAUUGCCGCCCCGUCCGCGGACUACCACUCCGUCGGCGCCAGCCACGAGCACACCGUCAAGGGACUGUACGGCCAGAACGUGCUCUCGCAGUACUCGAAGGCCGUUGACUCGGCGCACUCGUCCGUCCGCGUGCACAGCUCGCGCCUCAGCAACGACGGGUUGGCGUACGCCCCGCACUACGCCGCCGCCGCCCACUACCCGGCCGCUCACUACGCAGCCCCAGCCCUCCGUUAUGCUGCCCCAGCUUAUGCCGCCCCAGCUGUCCACUAUGCCGCCCCGGCCGUGCACUACCCGGCUGCCCCGGUCGUUAAGGCCGCCUACCCCGCCUACGGACACGCCGCCUAUGGACAUGCCGCGUACGGACACGCUGCCUACGGUCAUGCUGCCUAUGCUCCGGCCGCGUACGGACACGCCGCCUAUGCCUCUCCCCUGGUCCGUCCGGCUCUGGCUGCCGCCCCGCUGGCUUACAAGGCCCCACUCGCCGCCGCCCACCCCGGAGCCGUGGUUCAGUUCGCAGGUCUGGGAGCCCAGUACGCCUGGUAAGAAGGAGCAGCACUACCUCCCCCUUAAGAACAAGGGCACUCUUCUUGGAGCUGGAAUCCAUCAGGAGUUGCCUGCCAUCACCCCCUUGAAACGCCCCUGGA
Molecule: messenger RNA, 1120 nt
Organism: Culex quinquefasciatus (southern house mosquito)
Lineage: Eukaryota; Metazoa; Arthropoda; Insecta; Diptera; Culicidae
Product: cuticle protein 21.3
Exons: 5
Coding region: 405-1019 (204 amino acids)
Source: RefSeq, a predicted model, not a curated record